UUACACAUGUUAAUAGAAAAAAGAAAAAUGUGGGUGAGGAGGAAGACAGACGGCAUUAUUAUUAUUUUCUUUUUCAUUAUGGCCGAAAUCCCAAUGUUUUAUUUUUUUUCAGCUCAUUAAAAAUCCAUUACUGCUUGAAUAACUCCUCUACCAUUCACACACUUUCCAUGUUCUCUGUCUUCUUGUGCAAAUACCAAAUGCCACGCGCCUACACGCGCGCUCUCCCUCUCUAUCUUCCACACCCCAACACAUCUCCUCUAUAGAAAAACCGCCCCGCGCUUCAUUUCUUGCCUAUCAUUUUUCUUUUGUAUCAAAAGGGAAACCGAAAAGAAACAAAAAAAAAAAAAAAAAAAAAUUCUCUCUUUCUCUCAAAUGGGUUGCUUAGGCUUUGUUUACCAGCCAAUUCUGGACUGACCAUGUCAAAGUUAUCUACCAUUUGAAGAAAAUAUCUUCACCAUAGCCCAUUUCGUUUUGGUCUCUAUGUUCUUUAAUACUUUCCUCUAAUAGCGAGUUUGGAGUUUUUUUUUUUAAUCAUUAUAUUCUGUUUCUCUUUUCGCCAUUUCUCUUCCUCUAUAAAUCUAGCCUCACCCACUUGGGUACUGUCCCUGGAGGUGGCUUAAAACGAGGGUUCCAUGUGUUAGAAAAAGCGAAUGGUCGUUCUUUUGGUCGAAACAAAAUCAUUUGUUUCGCAUCGAUAAACUCAUCUUCUUGCCUGUUCUUCACUCUCCUUCAUCAUGGAGGGAGAAACAUCAUGGAUCAAUGAUUGCUUUGAUGAUGUAGCAAGAGGCAUUGGUGAGUUUGAUUCAUUCUCAGAGCUUAGUGAUGAAGGCAGUAAAGAAAUUAAUGCAGUUUCUUUGGAUUUAAUCCUGCCUGAUGAUCUGUUGGAACGGAUUCUAGCAUUUCUUCCUAUUGCUAGCAUCUUUAGAGCAGGUUCUGUGUGUAAAAGAUGGAGUGAGAUUGUUAGUUCAAGGAGGUUUUUAUGGAAUUUCUCACAUGUCCUGUCACAAAAACCCUGGUAUUUUAUGUUUACAAGCUCCAAUGAACCUAUUGGCUACGCCUACGAUCCAAUCCUCAGAAAGUGGUAUGGCAUUGAUCUCCCAUGCAUCGAGACAUCCAGUUGGUUCAUUGCUUCAUCUCGUGGUUUAGUUUGCUUCAUGGACAAUGAUAGCAGAAGUGAAUUAUAUGUCUGCAACCCUAUUACCAAAUGCUGCAAGAAGCUUGAGGAGCCUCCAGGUUUAAAAAUUGCUGAUUACAGUGCACUUGCAAUUUCAGUGAACAGGAUGCUGCAUGGAUAUACUAUCUCAAUCGUGAAGUCUAAGCAAGUCCCAGGAAAUUUUUUCCAAUGGGAUCUUUCUAUUUAUACUUAUAAUUCUGAAACAAGGAUGUGGGUGGCUUCUUGGUCUGAGGUGUUAACAGGAUGGAGAAGUGGCGAUGAAAGUGUGAUCUGUGAUGGGGUUUUAUACAUUUUGAUUUACUCAACUGGGGGUGGCACACCAGAGAAUCGCCAUGGUCUAAUUACACAUAAUCUCUCGAGUAGAUCUUCCCAUGGUUUAUUGAUAAGGAGUUUCAUUCCGGUACCUUGUCCACUUACUUGUGGACGUCUGAUGAAUUUGAAGGAGAAGCUGGUAAUGGUUGGAGGAAUUGGUAAACAAGACCGGCCUGACAUAAUUAAGGGGAUUGGGAUUUGGGUCCUAAAUGGUAAGGAAUGGCAAGAGAUUGCUCGUAUGCCUCACAAGUUUUUUCAAGGAUUUGGGGAGUUUGAUGAUGUUUUUGCCAGCAGUGGCACAGAUGAUCUUUUAUACAUCCAGAGCUAUGGGGCUCCAGCUCUUCUUGUUUUUGACAUGAACCAGAAACAGUGGAAAUGGUCACAGAAGUGCCCAGUGACAAAGAGGUUCCCGCUUCAGCUUUUUACUGGUUUUUGCUUUGAACCAAGGCUUGAGAUUGAGCCAUAAUUUGUUUCUUGUUGAAUUUAAUGGGGGUGGUGAUGACAAAUUUGCAAGUCCCACAUUUUCCUUUUUGUUUGUUUGGCUCUUACUUUCAAUCAUUAUGAAAUAUAUUCUGGAAAAUUUUACACAAAAUGUAACAGCAGAUAGAGCUGCACAUUCUUGAAAAUGGGAAUAUUAUUCUUUGCAUUGGGAAAUACCUUAUGUAUAAUACAACUUUGCCACUGUUUUCUGAUUGACAGUCAGAUUAAUGUAGAUACGCCUUGACAUAUUAACAAACUUAGUAUUCAUUCUGUGAA
This is a messenger RNA of Hevea brasiliensis (rubber tree), 2242 nucleotides long. Its product is annotated as F-box/kelch-repeat protein At3g61590. Lineage: Eukaryota; Viridiplantae; Streptophyta; Magnoliopsida; Malpighiales; Euphorbiaceae. Gene Ontology annotation, molecular function: protein binding. The coding region runs from base 735 to 1952 and encodes 405 amino acids. The record is from RefSeq and is a predicted model, not a curated record. The transcript is spliced from 3 exons.